Messenger RNA from Puntigrus tetrazona (Sumatra barb), 3163 nucleotides. RefSeq names its product nicotinamide phosphoribosyltransferase 2 (gene nampt2). The coding region runs from base 160 to 1656 and encodes 498 amino acids. Gene Ontology annotation, molecular function: nicotinamide phosphoribosyltransferase activity. Lineage: Eukaryota; Metazoa; Chordata; Actinopteri; Cypriniformes; Cyprinidae. The record is from RefSeq and is a predicted model, not a curated record. Gene Ontology annotation, biological process: NAD+ biosynthetic process. The transcript is spliced from 11 exons.
UCGCAUACAUAAGAUACUGAGGUGAUCGCGUUUCAUUACAUUUUCUCCUUGAAUACCCGAAAGGUAUCGAAAAGAAGAUUAUCGAGGCUGGUGUGAGGCGGCUCGGACCACAUACAUACCGGAGAGAAGCGACAUCGUUUCGCUUUUACUUUGUCCUCGAUGAUGGCAGCUCAGGAUUUCAAUUUUUUACUUGCGACGGACUCUUAUAAGAUUACCCACUACAAGCAAUACCCACCCAAUGUCAGUAAGGUCUACUCCUAUUUUGAGUGUCGGCACAAAAAGGGGGGGCAGUUUAACGAGGUGGUGUUUUUUGGCCUCCAGUAUCUUCUAAAGAAGUACCUAUCAGGUCGAGUUGUCACGGAGGAAAAGAUUCAGGAGGCGAAAGUCUUUUAUCAGAUGCACUUUAAACAGUCAGUGUUCGAUGAAGAGGGAUGGAGGAAAGUUUUAGAGAAAUGUGAUGGCCGCCUUCCAAUUCGUAUCAAAGCGGUUCCCGAGGGGAAGAUCAUUCCCAGAGGAAACGUUCUUUUCACAGUGGAGAACACGGAUCCAGAUUUCUUCUGGCUCACCAAUUAUAUUGAGACAAUGCUGGUCCAAAUGUGGUACCCCAUCACCGUGGCAACAAUCUCCAGGGAGUUCAAAAAGAUUCUGGCCAAGCACCUGAAGGCCACGUCGGGAAGCCUGGAGGGUCUGGACCUCAAACUGCACGAUUUUGGCUACAGAGGGGUGUCCUCACAAGAGUCAGCAGCACUUGGUGGAGCUGCUCACCUGGUGAAUUUCUGCAGCACAGAUACAGUGGCAGGUCUGCUGAUGGCACAACGAUACUAUGCAUGUCCUAUGGCUGGAUUCUCCAUCCCUGCUGCAGAACACAGUACCAUCAUCUCCUGGGGAAAGAGCCGAGAGAAAGACGCGUUCGAGUGUCUGCUGGACCAGUUUCCCUCUGGGCCUGUAGCCGUGGUUAGCGACAGUUAUGAUAUUUUUAAGGCUUGUAAGCACAUCUGGGGGGACAAGCUGAAGGAGAGGGUGAUGGAGAGGAGUGAGGAUUCUGCACUCAUUAUUCGCCCGGAUUCCGGGGACCCUGCUCAGACCCUCAUAGAGGUGAUAAAAAUUUUGGAGGAGUGUUUCGGAUGUUCUCUCAACUCCGUUGGUUACAAGGUGCUCCCAUCAUAUCUGCGCAUUAUCCAGGGAGAUGGAAUUGAUCUGAACUCUGUUAACGAGAUUCUUGAAAAACUGAGUGAUGAGGGUUGGAGUGCGGAAAAUGUGUUUUUCGGUUGCGGAAGCGCACUGCUGCAGAAAAUCAACAGAGACACGCUAAACUGUGCUUUUAAGUGCAGUUACGUGGAGACCAAUGGCAAAGGCAUGGAUGUCUAUAAGCAGCCAGUGACGGACCCAUCUAAAGGAUCCAAGCGUGGUCGUCUCUCUCUAAGGAGAAAUUCAGAUGGCUUCAUUGAGACGGUGGAAAGAGGAGCAGGCAAACCACAGGAGGACAUGUUGGUGACAGUGUUUGAAAACGGAACGAUUCUGCAGGAGUACACACUGGAUGAGAUCCGUAAAGCUGCUCAGCUUUGGGAGGAAGACAUGAGCCCUUCUCAGCACAACAAAGAGGAUGACACUACUCUGGAGAUUCACCAGAAACACAUAAUGAACGGCGUGCAUUAAUAAACACAGUAUGCGCACCGUUCUCAACACUGCCCCCUACAGACCAACCCCAAACCUAUUCCACAACACUCAGAUGUUCGUCAAUAUAGCAGAACACAGUGUUGCCAAUACAGUAUACAAGUACAUAUCACGUCUGACUUUUAGACUUUUGAGGCGACCUUUAAACUUUGGAGUUGGUUGCCACCGUUAUUUUUAAUAAUUUCCUCCACUUUUGCCACACUUUGAGAUGCCAAAUAUCUAUGUUGGUGCAUUAGAAACGCGUAUGUGUUUCAGGAGUACAUUGACGACAGGGUUUGCAGUCGAUUGAUUGUAAUGUUGUUAAAGCAUCGCCUGGCAGUACAUUCGAUAAAUGAAGGAAACUUCAUUUGAGGUGAUCUCAUGAUCGUAUCUGGGCUUCUGCACCAGCAAUUCUGCACAUGAUAGUGGUUUCUGAUGUGACGUGCAAUGACACUCUCUGUAAAUGCAAAAAUUUGAUUCAGAAAUCACUAUGUAUUUCUGUUUUGGAGGAUUUUGGGUGUUCUAUUAAUUUUUUUUUUUUUCUUUUAGACACCCAUAAUGCCAAGAUAGCGAAGAUGCAUAUUUUUUUUUUUUUACAAUAAACAACUAAUUUUAAACAAUUUUCAUGUUGUGUGCAGCGUAGAGAUGUUACAUAGCUCGCGUACACUCGCUUCCUGACCUGUCAGAAUGAUUAUUCUGAGUUAUUACUUUUGUUGGCAAAGAUGGACAAAACUCUUCUGUGGUGAUUUUUGGAACACCAAAACCGAUCCUGAUGUCAUUAACACUAUCAGUGCUACAUAGAAAAGAAUCAAACGUAGUUACAGUGUGAUUCGUGUGGAGCUGGUUUUAGACUUCCGUCUGAGAUGCGCAGAAUACAUUAUAGAAACGCUUUGCAGUAUUCUGUCUACACACAGCUGCUGAUGGUGCCUUAAAAACCACUCUGACCUCAACGCCGGUCACUCUCUCUUGCUUUGUCCUUUCCUCCCUUAAUUUUUCACUCUUAGUAGUGUCCAUCAUGCUCUAUUUCUCUUUUAUCCUUCUGUGACUCACAUAUGAAUGAUGUUCAGUGAUUUGUUUUCGUUUCUUUUUUUUUUUUUUUUUUUGUUUUCUGUCAUCUAUAUGCUGAUGCUGAAUGAGAUGUGCAGUGGAUUUAAUUACGGAGUGCAGAGUGAUUAUCAAGUCAUCAUCUUUGUUUAUGAUCAUGGAAAUGAUUCAUUUCCAGUUUGUUCCGAACAUCUGAAAUGAAGCAGAUUGACCCUACCUCUUUUUUUAACCAAUAAGAAUGUAUAUUAAUAUGAAGUGAUGAUCCUUACACUUAGAAAAACAUUCACUCUGUUGUGUAAAUACUCUUUAUUGGUAGUUUCGAUUAUAAAUUUUGUCUUGAAAUUUUAGCAUUCUUGUCGCAUUUUUUUUUUAUUUUACAGAAGCACUAUUUUGAAUGACAAAUAGACCAGCAAACAGUAAAAAGAUAUAAUAAAUAUAGACUGAACGUCUUCGUCUUAAUAAUUAA